UCUAUGACCAUGGCAGCGCCCGGCGGUUACGGCGGCUAUGGUGGUCAUGGUGGUAUUGCUUAUGCAGCUCCAGCUGUGUCUUACGCUGCUCCUGCUGUAUCGUAUGCUGCCCCUGCCGUUUCCUAUGCUGCACCAGCUAUUUCUUAUGCUGCACCCGCUAAGGUGGCUAUUGCAGCAGCUCCAGCUAUUUCUUAUGCUGCUCCCGCUAAAGUGGCUAUUGCAGCCGCUCCAGCUAUUAUCAAGGCUGUUGAACCAGAGCCCUACGAUCCAAAUCCCAAGUACAGUUUUGCUUAUGGUGUGUCCGAUCAUUCUACCGGUGAUUCGAAAUCGGCCGAAGAACAUUUGGAAAAUGGUGUCAUCCAUGGUAGCUACUCACUAACUGAAGCCGAUGGUUCCAUUCGUAAGGUCACCUACACUGCCGAUAAAAUCAAUGGUUUCAAUGCUGUUGUGGAAAAAUCUGGUCAAGCCAUCAUUGCUAAGCCAGUUGCUGUAGCCGCCGCCGUGCCCGUUGCCAAGGUAGCAUAUGCCGCACCAGCUGUAACCUAUGCCGCACCAGCUGUAACUAAAGUAGCCUAUGCUGCACCAGCUGUUGCUAAAGUAGCCUAUGCUGCCGCCCCUGCCUACUAUGGAGCCAUUAUAUUAAAGGUAACUAUUGUUUGCUUGGCUCUCGUUGCUGCCAUCGAUUGUGCUCUAUUGCGUGCUCCUUUGGCUGCCCCCGUUGCUGCCGCUUUACCAAUCAACACCGAAAUCGAUCCCCAUCCCCAGUACGCCUUUGCCUACAACGUACAAGAUGCUUUGACCGGUGACAGCAAGAGCCAACAAGAAGUUAGAGAUGGUGAUGUGGUUAAGGGUUCCUACUCCGUUGUAGAUGCUGACGGUUCUCUACGUACUGUAUUCUACACUGCUGAUCCCAUCAAUGGUUUCAAUGCUAUCGUACAACGUGGUCCCGUACCAGUUGCUGCUCCCAUUGUUGCCCCUAGACCCGUUCUAGCCCCCAGACCUGUAGCACUUGUAAUACUUAGUGCUUUGUUGGCUGUUGCUUCAGCGGUUGUGAUUCCAGCUCCAGCAUAUCCUGGUUUACAUGGACCACUUCUAGCUCAUGGCUUACAUGGACCCCUUCUGGCUCCUGCCCUUCAUGGACCAGCACUAUUGCCUAAACUUGCUGCUCCCAUUUAUCCUACUCUUGCUAAAACUGUGGUAGCCAAGGUCGCCGCUCCAGAACCAUACGAUCCUAAUCCUCAAUACAGUUUCAGCUACGAUGUCCAUGAUCACUCUACUGGUGAUGUAAAGAGCCAACAAGAAACCCGUAAUGGUGAUACCGUUCAAGGUGCUUACUCUUUGAUUGAACCCGAUGGCACCAGACGUUUGGUCGAAUACACUGCCGAUCCCAUCCAUGGCUUCAAUGCUGUUGUACACCGUGAGCCUGUUGCCGUUAAAGUAGCACCCGUUGCUAAAAUUUUAGCUCCUGCUCCUCUGUUACAUGCUGCUCCACUCAUUGCUAAACCUCUAUUGCCCGCUUAUCCCGCUUUGGCUAAAGUAGCUGCUCCUUUGGCUUAUCCUGCUCAUUUGGGUUAUCCCGCCUAUCACUAAGUCAUUUAAAAAAGUUGAGGCAACUAUGAAAUCCACCACCAACCAACUACUAGCACUACCCAACCAACCAACUACAACCAUAACAACUCUCACUCACAUGCAACAAAUAAAACGUUGACGACUUUUUAAAACUCUGGAUAAAAUGCUUACGAUAAACCGUUAAAUUUGUUAUCACUCAAUCAAUCAAUCACUCACUCACUUACCCACACACACUCUCUCUCUCUCUAUUUCACUAUCUUACUCUGCUUGCAUUAAGGACAUUUGCUUAAUCCUUGCAGUAGUAGGAGUGAGUUCCUGAGUUUGCCCAUGUGUGUGUGUGUCUGUCAGUGUUUGUUGUAAUUUAGUCAUCACCCUCUUAAGGAUAAUUACACAUACAAUUAUACAUUUUAAAUAUAUUAUUUCUUGUUCGUAUUUAUAACGAAUUCCUUUUUUUCUUUUUUUUCAAUGUUCAUCAUCAUAAAUCCACUUUUUGUUUUAUAAUUUUCUUUUUAAUUAUUUUUGUUUUGUUUUAUACAUAUAUUUUGUAUAAAACGAUUUUUCCUCCUCAAAUAAAUAAAUAAUAAUUAUUUUUUUCUCUUAUAGUUAUUUUUAAGGCUGUUUGACCGCGAUAAAGUUGUUUAAUUUUUAAUAAUUAUAAAAAUAAUAAUGUAAAUAUGUAAUAUUUUAUUAUGUUCAUAAAACAAAAUAUGUAAAAAAAAUAAAAAAUCGAGGGAGUUUUUAAAUGUAAAAUGAAUGCAAUGAAAAAAAAAAUUAAA
Calliphora vicina (urban bluebottle blowfly) is the source of this 2345-nucleotide messenger RNA. RefSeq lists its product as uncharacterized. Bases 4 to 1590 code for a protein of 528 amino acids. Lineage: Eukaryota; Metazoa; Arthropoda; Insecta; Diptera; Calliphoridae. Gene Ontology annotation, cellular component: extracellular matrix. The record is from RefSeq and is a predicted model, not a curated record. The transcript is spliced from 6 exons.